AGGCGGGGCGGUGUGUGACGUCAUCGCCACGGGGCGGAGGCGACGGUGUCUGAAGAGACUCGGCGCGUGCUGCCAACGCUGGCCUCCCGGCUUGGAAGCUGCUAGAAGACCAGACGCUGUCCGCUUUCCCUUGGUGGUCCACCCACACCUAGUCCCGCCUGAAGAUGGCAGACGAUCUUGGAGACGAGUGGUGGGAGAACCAGCCUGCAGGAGCAGCCAGCAGCCCAGAGGCAUCAGAUGGUGAAGGAAGAGGAGACACAGAAAUGAUGCAGCAGGAGACAGCUCCAGUUCUGGCUCUGUCAAAGAAAACCAAACAGCCUAAAGAAUGUUUCUUAGUACAACCAAAGGAAACAAAAGAAAAUGCCACCAAGACAAGGAAGAGAAGAAAGAAGAAGAUUACUGAUGUUCUUGCAAAAUCAGAGCCAAAACCAGGGACUCCUGAAGACCUACAGAAGCUGAUGAAGGACUAUUACAGCAGCAAUCGCUCAGUGAUUGAGUUAGAGGAACUAAACCUACCAGACUCCUGUUUCCUCAAAGCCAAUGAUUUGACUCAUAGUCUUUCAUCAUACCUAAAAGAAAUCUGCCCUAAGUGGGUAAAACUUCGGAAAAAUCAUAAUGAGAAGAAAUCGGUCCUGAUGCUGAUCAUCUGCAGCUCUGCCCUCCGGGCCCUGGAGCUUAUUAGGUCGAUGACAGCAUUCAGAGGAGACAGCAAAGUUAUGAAAUUAUUUGCAAAACACAUAAAGGUCCAGGAGCAGGUAAAGUUGCUGGAGAAGCGUGUUGUGCACCUGGGUGUAGGAACUCCAGGAAGGAUUAAAGAACUCAUUAAACAAGGUGGCCUUAAUUUGAACCCCUUAAAAUUUCUGGUUUUUGACUGGAACUGGAGAGAUCAGAAGUUGAGGAGGAUGAUGGACAUUCCCGAGAUAAGAAAGGAGGUUUUUGAACUUCUGGAAAUGGGAGUCCUCAGUCUGUGCAAGUCAGAAUCUUUGAAGCUGGGCCUUUUCUAAGUCUGGGUCCUAUGAAAAUUCCAGUUUUUAUGGGAUUUGCAUCUCGUUUAAUAGCUCUGGAAUAUUGCAAGCACUCAGUAAAUAUCAGCUAUUGUUUUAUUAUGUUAACUGCAUCACCAGAUGAAUCACUAGAAAUUUUUGAUGGAGAUUCUUUGACAAAACUGAAGCUGUCCUUUGCCAACCUCUCUGUAUAAUAAAGUAUCACCAGCUUGUGUGUGAUUUUUUUUU
Panthera uncia (snow leopard) is the source of this 1232-nucleotide messenger RNA. RefSeq names its product cms1 ribosomal small subunit homolog (gene CMSS1). The record is from RefSeq and is a predicted model, not a curated record. NCBI's taxonomy places the organism in Eukaryota, Metazoa, Chordata, Mammalia, Carnivora, Felidae. The transcript is spliced from 10 exons. Gene Ontology annotation, cellular component: nucleus; 90S preribosome. Bases 165 to 1004 code for a protein of 279 amino acids.